UUAUGACCUUGAACAAAGUUGUAAAAAAUGGAGAUUGCCAUUAAAAAACUGCAAAGUCUUCUUUAUAUGACUUGGACGAGGUCAUAUUAAUUUUUCUGUGUAAUGCUUCUCUCAAAAUUCUACAACUUUUGCAUAAAACUUUUUUUUGAAAAUAUAUUUUAAAUAGUAAGGGAUUUGAGCACUUUUUGUAUGUCCUUACAAAGCACUGUAUUUACUAAACCAUAGCAAAUAGAAAAAAAUUUCACUUACAUUUUGUGUAUAUAUUCUAUUCAUACUCCUCUUUCAUCUCCUAGUCGGUUUUACCUUACCUUUUGACACCCUCUAUAUACACAUAAAUACACAUUCACACAUCACGCAUUACGACGCACAUAUUCACGCCUAUACCGCAUAUAUGCACGCACGUGUUCGAUAUAUUCUCGAGUUACAGUACGACAGUGAUUAUCUCUGUGGGAACGUUGCGUCGAUAUCGGUGUAAAAUUCGAAGCUGCCAAGAGGAUACCGCGAUUAACAAUGGUAUCGCGUGAUUACGCAUGCAUUCUGUUGCGUUUGUUCAUACGCACAGGUGAUAGCGCGGGUCUAUAUAUGCGACGCACUCCGUUCGAUCAUCCGUGACAUUCGAGGUAGAAUUUAUUCGUUUCGCACGCGAGGUGCUAUUGAGGUGUAAUGGGAGGAACGCGUCUCGUGGUACUAAUGACAAUCUUCGCGAUGCUAGAGGAGGUUGCGCAAGGAUGCAGUUGCGCGGCGUUCGAUGUUUCGGGAAUAGAACCGAUAAUAGAAUAUAUGCUUCGAUACAACGUGGACUGCGAUCGAGAAAGCAUCGAGAAGACAUGCGAGCAACUGUGCAUCGCCUUGGCUAAAAGUGCAUGGGAUAAGGCGUCGAUGAUGAUUUGCGAAAAAUUGAACACGCACGUUGAGAAUUUAAAGAUAGCUGUGUACGCGAAAUUGUGCGAUACUACACUCUGGUCGUUCACCGGCUUUGAGAGCGCAGAGCUCAUUUGCUGCCACGAAGGAAAAGUGACAAUCUGCGACGAAGCGAUGGUAAUUGAAAAUCAACCAACAGUCAGAUCCGUCCCCUAAUCUCUCGGGGUUCUUUACCGCCGACGAAUAUCGCAGCCGAUCACACAUUGCAUUUCUUAUUUUAUUUUCCGACUGGAGAUGAAAAUGACUCAGUCUGUGUGACGUAAAUUACGGUAAAUUACUUGGUGAUUUUGGGAAACUGGUAAAAUAGUAAUUUAGAAGAAAAAUUAUAAAAACAAAAAAAUUCUAGUAUAAAGCUCAAAAGGAGCAUUUAGCUUUUAAGAUGAGUAAGAUACACUAUUUAACUCAUAUUUUUCAUUAAAUAUUUUGAUAUACUGUAUAUUAAUAUACUAUAUAUAAUAUCUAGUAAUUAGGAAACUACAUAGUAACUAGGGAAACUUAAAAAAAAUUAUUACGUCUUAAUCUAUAUUUUUCAUACCUCGAAAAGUCUCAAUCAAUAUUUUUUGUACCAUUUUACAGGCUUACAGCAUUUUUAUUUAUUAUCUUAUUGUUUUAGCGAUUAGACUAGAUUGGUAUGUAAUUGAAAAUUUUUAAUAGUAUUUUAAGAAAUGAAAACUUUAAUACUUUCGAAAGAUUGUAAACAGUUUCUUUCCUUUCAUCUAAGAGACGUUUCAGAUAUUAUCAGAUGUACAUUUAAUAAGAAUAUAAGAAGAACGUUGUUUUAUCUAAUGCAUUAGUGCGGAAAACACGAGUAUUUGUGCAUGAAAUAUUAUCAGAAACAACAAAUUUUAUCAAAAUUACCAAUAAAUUAUAAUUUUAUCGUAAUUUUAUCAUAAGUAUCGUCACUUUAAAUCUGACAGUAAUUUUAUACCUCUAUUUCCGACACAUUGGACACGUGAGAGAACGUAUAUGACACGUUCAACUUGUACAUUAUUCUUCAUUAACGUCCUUGCGAUUAAUGUUAUCGAGAUAUCAUUCACGGCUAAUUGUAAUAAUCCGCGGUGAAAUUUAUCGGAUAAUUGUAAGAAUAAUAAAAUUGACACGAGACGCACCAGCGAUGAAUUUACGUAGAAUGCAAGUGAUGCCGAGGGCAUUACUCGAUAUGCAUUUACACCCUUUGUUCCCCUCACAAAGCUUAGAUGUCGAGACGGAAAUGUACUGAAGCUUUAAUACGAAUGAUAAAGCUCGAGGCUGAAACACAAUAAUGUCGACGGUGCUCCAAAAUACGCGAUUCUAUCCGCGAAGAAUGAUAAAUUUUGUCUCGCCGCAAAAAAAGGAAUUGUGUUCCUUCUUUUUACUCUCUAAAUGUCUUAGGGUGAUAUCUCACACGAAAACUAGAAUGACAGCCGAGUGAAUUUCCAUUCGUGUUUUGCUUCAAGAGUUCUCUAGAGAAUACACUCUGAAUUUUUUGAAGAGCAAUUUCACUUAAAAGGCAGAACGACAGCUGUCACUCGAAUUCGAAUGACUUUCCACUCAUAUAGAGUGAAUUCUCUAUUCUGCCUCGUCGAGUGAAUAUUUUCACUCGAAAUUGAAAAGUAAAUCUGACGUUUUCGCUGUCACAUAGGAACUAAUCCAUUUUAAUUGAUUAAAAUGUUCACUCGUAUGGGAUUAGAAUCGGCUCCAAGCUUGAGUAAAGCACUUCUUACGAUUUCGUCACAAUACUUUCACUAUAGUUUCAUGCGAAUUUCCAUUCGUUUUGAAUGAGAUUUCACUCCAAGAAAUUUAGAAAAUACUUCCUGAAUUUUGGAAUGAAAUUUCACUCAAAAAGUAGAGCGAUAGUCUCGAAUUCGAAAGAUUUUCCAUUCAUAGAGCGAAUUCUCUAUUCUGAAGUGUCGAGUGAAUAUAUUUCCAUUCGAAAUUGAAAAUAAAAUCUGAUAUUUUUCACUAAUCACAAGAACAUAUUCGCUCCAGUUGAUUGCAACAUUUAAUCAUAUGGUAUCAGAGUCGAAUCUAAGUUUGAAUGAAUUUAUUCUUACUAUUUCAAGUGGCAAUAUCUUUACUGCCGCUAGGACAAAAUUUACGUUGUUUUUGAAUGAGAUUUCACUGAAAAUAAUUUAAGGAGUAUAUAUGGAGAGAAUAGUUUCUUUCAAGUGAAAUUCUUUUCAAUUUUAUCAUG
Odontomachus brunneus is the source of this 3094-nucleotide messenger RNA. RefSeq lists its product as uncharacterized. The coding region runs from base 664 to 1077 and encodes 137 amino acids. The record is from RefSeq and is a predicted model, not a curated record. NCBI's taxonomy places the organism in Eukaryota, Metazoa, Arthropoda, Insecta, Hymenoptera, Formicidae. The transcript is spliced from 4 exons.